This is a messenger RNA of Brugia malayi, 732 nucleotides long. RefSeq lists its product as uncharacterized. The transcript is spliced from 2 exons. NCBI's taxonomy places the organism in Eukaryota, Metazoa, Nematoda, Chromadorea, Rhabditida, Onchocercidae. The annotation marks the transcript as partial. The record is from RefSeq and is a predicted model, not a curated record.
GAAAGAAUUUUAAAUAAGAAAACAUCUGAUUUCUCAUCUGAAUGGUGUAACUUUGCCAAACGAUACCUUGGCUGUGGAAUCACUGAAUCUUUUUACGAAGUAUGUCCAAAAACUGCAGAGGCUUUGCAAAACUACUUUGAGAUACUGAUUAAUCCGAAUAAUAGCAACUGUUAUUUGCGGCAACCAACGGCUAACCAUAAUGAAAUUGUUUUUGGUCGGUUAAUUCGGCAACUAACAGCUGAUCUGAAUGAAACCGUUCCUGAUUGGUCAGAUCGACAACCAACAGCUGAUCUGAAUGAAACCGUUCCUGAUUGGUCAGAUCGACAACCAACAGCUGAUCUGAAUGAAACCGUUCCUGAUUGGUCAGAUCGACAACCAACAGCUGAUCUGAAUGAAACCGUUCCUGAUUGGUCAGAUCGACAACCAACAGCUGAUCUGAAUGAAACCGUUCCUGAUUGCUCAGAUCGACAACCAACAGCUGAUCUGAAUGAAACCGUUCCUGAUUGCUCAGAUCGACAACCAACAGCUGAUCUGAAUGAAACCGUUCCUGAUUGGUCAGAUCGACAACCAACAGCUGAUCUGAAUGAAACCGUUCCUGAUUGGUCAGAUCGACAACCAACAGCUGGUCUGAAUGAAACCGUUCCUGAUUGGUCAGAUCGACAACCAAAAGCUAAUCUGAAUGAAACCGUUCCUGAUUGGUCAGAUCGACAACCAACAGCUGAUCUCGAAUGA